Messenger RNA from Ooceraea biroi (clonal raider ant), 2305 nucleotides. RefSeq names its product Deubiquitinating enzyme A (gene Duba). The record is from RefSeq and is a predicted model, not a curated record. Gene Ontology annotation, molecular function: K63-linked deubiquitinase activity; cysteine-type deubiquitinase activity. Gene Ontology annotation, biological process: protein deubiquitination. NCBI's taxonomy places the organism in Eukaryota, Metazoa, Arthropoda, Insecta, Hymenoptera, Formicidae.
AUGACAAUUCUAUCGAAGAAGAAGACGAACGCGCCGAAGGACAGGACGCGCGAGGCAGGCGCUGGUCCUGAGGUCGACGUUCAUCAUGGUGUGCAGAACGAGCAUAAUUCCAGCAGUAUCGCAUUACCGAACAGUCCUUAUCAGGUGCGCGGCGCCAACGGAUUCGCCGUCGAUCUACACGGGGUCCAAACAGAUCACGGAUCUAGUUCCAUAGUGCUGGCUGGCAAUUCAUACGAGACAAACGUAGAUCGCCGGGAGGAGAAACAUUUUGAAGAUGGAAGUGGUCCGAGUCAUGGUAAACGACACCGUCAGAGAGUCAGUCCUCACAGUGGCUGUAUCGGUAGGUCUUCGCGCGCGAAACGUGAACGAGAAAGGGACAGAGGCAGGGAAAGAGAGAGAGAAAGGGAACGCGAGAGGCAGGCUACGCCACCUGCUGCCUCCUGCAGCGGUCCACAAGGCCCGGACACCAGCGUCAACGGAAGAGUGAGCAUUGUUGGAAAUACCUCGGAUUUGGAACACGAAUCGGCAAACGGCUACAACAGCGGGGAUGAGUAUACGGGACGGGAGAACAAUCUUACGUUGGCUGAGUGGCAGGAAAGAGACAGGUGGUUUGAGAAGCGCAUGCGGAAAAAGGGCUUCAUCAUUAAAAAAAUGGGGGAAGACGGAGCUUGUUUGUUUAGAGCUGUAGCGGAUCAGGUUUACGGUGAUCAAGAAAUGCAUGGCAUCGUGCGGAAGCAUUGCAUGGAUUACAUCGCCUCCAAUCAAGAGUUCUUCUCGCAUUUUGUGGCGGAAGAUUUCAGCACCUACGUGGACAGGAAGCGGCAAGAGUACGUUCAUGGAAACCAUAUAGAAAUGCAAGCUAUGUCAGAAAUGUAUAAUCGUAGCAUCCAAUUGUACUGUUAUAGCACAGAACCUAUUAAUAUCUUCCAUACUAUGGUGGAAAGUGACAAUGAACCAAUCCGGUUGUCGUAUCAACGUGGCAGCCAUUACAAUAGCAUAGUUGACCCAUACAAGGCCACUAUAGGUGUUGGGCUUGGUCUACCGUCGUAUAAUCCCGGUGCUGCUGAUCGCGCUCUGAUAUCUGACGCGGUUCGUCAGAGUGAAGAAUUGCAUAUUGAACAGACGAUGCUGGAGGAUAAGAUAAAGGCUACCGACUGGGAAGCGACCAACGAGGCGAUCGAGGAACAAGUAGCCCGGGAAAGCUAUUUGCAAUGGUUGCGCGACAACGAGAUGCGUAAAGCACGAUCAGCCAGUAGUAGCAGUACGAGCACAGUUACGAGCGCGCAACAUAAUCAUUCACACUUUCAUUCACAUGGAGGUCGUGGACAGCAGCGUAGCCAUACCUCUUCUCCAACCACGACUCAAACUAGCCAAGAUAAUUUACGUAAUUCUCCGAAGGUCAAUGAUGCGGUACGAUACAACAAGAGAUCACCACAACAUCAAUCGACUCAAGGAACCAGCAUAUCUCAUCUGCCGUCAGAUUUCGAUGUGAAAAUUCCUCAAGAACCUGUACCAGGAAGCAGCAAGGAAGCGCACGCGUCACCUGAUAUUUCAUUGUUCAAUCGCCUUCCUCCUGAAGUAUUCGGUCUGACGGAUUGGGAAGAUAGCCAUAUACUUUCACAAGUGUUGGCGACGUCGCAACAGGAGUACUUGGACAGUCUGAAACAGUCACGCGUGUCCGCAUCCGCUGCAAGCGAUGGCGCCAAUACGAUAGAGUCUAAUAACAGUUCUAUUAACAAUUCUUGAAAUGUGGUCGGCAACGACGAUAUCAAAAGAUAUCAGAGUAAAGAUAUAUACAUUUAUAUAUUGCAGUAUCAUCUAAUCCCGUGUUGUGCUAGGGCAUAAGGUGAUUUGCUUUCUUAUCCACAAGUAAAUGUUCAAUAAUCACCAUUUGGUUUUCUCAUACCUUCUCUCUUUUUCUCUCAACGUCACAUUGAUAACAUACGUAUGCGGAAUUUUCCAAAAUACGUACGUCAUAGUUGUUAGACGCUUCGUUAACACUAAUAAAGUAGUUCUGCGUAUUUUUUUUGUGGUACCUUUGUGUUAUUCUAGAACGGUCGAAAUAAUUUGCGUCAUUCCGAAAUUGUUAUCGUUAAAAAACCAAAAUUUCUUAGUUUUCGUAGUUAUGAUCAUUGUCACGAUCUAUAUUACUACAUGAAGCAUGCAAUCCGUUUAGGCAAAAUAUAUAUUGUUUGAUAAUAUCGUGAUGUUUUUUCUUGAUAUAGCAUAGGUCAAAAUGCUUUAGCAAAAAAUCUGCAUCGCAAAUCUUUGUAAAAAAGGAGUAAAUAAAAAAAGUAUCAUCUAA